This is a messenger RNA of Peronospora matthiolae, 336 nucleotides long. The record is from the annotation of a GenBank genome assembly. Lineage: Eukaryota; Oomycota; Peronosporomycetes; Peronosporales; Peronosporaceae.
AUGAAAUCAGCUUCGCUUCGCAACCUGGUGGAGGAAACGUUGUAUGCGACACACAAGAGCAUUGACGUGGACAUAGGAGUCGAUAAAUCGAGCGCAAUGACGCUGGAGCUGGACCCGACAUUCAGCCGACGUACUCGCCACAUUGAACUGCAUUGGCACUACGUACGCGAGCAAGUUAGAAAGAACAAGAUCAUACUUCACAAGGUCACAACUGAAGAUAAUGCAGCGGAUCUUCUUAAGAAGGCGACAAGUCCAGACCGGAUUAAACACUUAAGUCAAUUCAUUGAGCUUAUGGAUGCGGACAAGUCAGACACUAGGAAUGGCCUUCAGCAUUGA